Nicotiana attenuata is the source of this 426-nucleotide messenger RNA. RefSeq names its product probable UDP-N-acetylglucosamine--peptide N-acetylglucosaminyltransferase SEC. Gene Ontology annotation, molecular function: protein binding; protein N-acetylglucosaminyltransferase activity. NCBI's taxonomy places the organism in Eukaryota, Viridiplantae, Streptophyta, Magnoliopsida, Solanales, Solanaceae. Gene Ontology annotation, biological process: protein O-linked glycosylation. The record is from RefSeq and is a predicted model, not a curated record. The transcript has 5 exons. Bases 1 to 426 code for a protein of 141 amino acids.
AUGGAGAAGGAAGUGUCAUUGGCACUAUGUCCAAAGCUCCAAGAUCUCACAAAUAGACUCAAGGUUGUGCACAUGAGCUGCCCUUUAUUUGAUACAGCACGCAGGGUGAGGAAUCUGGAACGUUCAUACUUUAAGCUCUGUCCCAAUAUUGCGGAUGCAUGGUCGAAUUUAGCCAGCGCAUAUAUGAGGAAAGGAAGGCUGAAUGAGGCAGACCAGUGUUGCCUUCAGGCUCUCGCACGUCUGGUUGAUGCUCACAGCAAUCUCGGCAAUCUGAUGAAAGCACAAGGUCUAGUCCAAGAGGCGUACAAUUGUUAUGUUGAAGCAUUGCGUAUACAACCUACAUUUUCCAUCGCUUGGUCCAAUCUUGCUGGCCUUUUUAUGGAGACAGGUAAUCUUAACAGGGCUUUGCAGUACUACAAGGUAUGA